Molecule: messenger RNA, 1267 nt
Organism: Glycine soja
Lineage: Eukaryota; Viridiplantae; Streptophyta; Magnoliopsida; Fabales; Fabaceae
Product: protein TIFY 10A-like
Exons: 5
Coding region: 123-899 (258 amino acids)
Biological process (GO): regulation of jasmonic acid mediated signaling pathway; regulation of defense response; response to wounding
Cellular component (GO): nucleus
Source: RefSeq, a predicted model, not a curated record
UUAUCAUUACAUUACAUCUUAGGAGUCUUUCUUCCUUUGUAAUAGAAAGCACGCGUUUCUCUCUCUCCCUCUCUCAACGAAUAUUUGUGUACUUCCUCUUUUGUGGGUAGAUUCAAUUUACCAUGUCGAGUUCAUCGGAAUACUCUCAAUUUUCCGGCCAGAAACCGGCGAGGUCGCCGGAGAAAUCGAGCUUCUCUCAGACUUGUAGCCUGUUGAGUCAAUACAUCAAGGAGAAGGGUAGCUUCGGAGAUCUUACCCUCGGAAUGACAUCAUGUGGGUCACCUGAGACAUCUUGUCAAUCUGCUACAACCAUGAACUUGUUUCCUACCAAGGAAAACAACGUGACACCAAAGGACCUGACAGCUAUGGAUUUGUUCUCUCCACAAGCUUCCUCCUAUCGUCCUUCAGAGGAGAUUCCAACCUUGAUUAAUUCCAGUGCAAUUAAAUCUGUGAGCAAGAGUGCUAAAACUGCACAGAUGACAAUCUUUUAUGGUGGACAAGUUGUUGUCUUUGAUGAUUUUCCUGCUGACAAAGCAAGUGAGAUCAUGUCCUAUGCCACCAAAGGGAUCCCCCAAAGCCAGAACAAUUCUGUUUUCACCUACACACCGAGCCAGCCUUCAUUUCCUGCUAAUUUGGUCAGAACUUCAGCUGAUUCAAGUGCUCCAAUUAUUCCUAGUGUGAACAUUACCAACUCCAUUCAUGAACACCCUCAAGCAUCAUCCAGACCUGUUGUUUGUGAUCUGCCAAUUGCUAGAAAAGCUUCACUCCACCGGUUUCUGGAGAAGAGAAAGGAUAGAAUUGCUUCCAAAGCACCAUAUCAACUAGCAAAUGGGUCUUCUAACCAGCCAGCUGAGUCCAUGCCAUGGCUUGGGCUGAGUGCUUCUUCACCUCGAAUCUGAGAGCAGCUAUAGUUUAUAUGUAAUUUUUAAGCAUUAUUUUUGUUGUGGAAAUGCUAACUAGUCAGAAGCUUUUUUGCCAGAAUUCUUGACUAAGUUUCUGGUUAUAUUUUUUUUCCUGACUAAAUAGCAUUAUUACUUAUUUUUUCUCUUUUUUUUCGCCGAUAAAAAAACCUCUUUUUUUUUUUUUUUCUUUAAAUGUUUUUCAGAUGAUUUAUGGGCUUCUUGCUAGGCCUGUAUUUGUCAUAGUAAUGUUGGCUCUGCUGGGCCGUAUCAUAGAUCUAACUAUUGGUUAGUUGAUGCUGCUCUAAUUAUAGUGAUUCAAUAUAUUCAUUGUUAAGAUUAAAGAUUAAUAUUUUUUCCCCACUUUA